AAAAAAAAAAUAUAUAUAUAUAUAUAAUGAGCUCUGCUGCUAGUAAUGGAUAUAUUUGAUUUUGCAGAGAACCUGUAGGUACAGGGUAUAUUAGCAACUUGUGUUAACUUGGGCUUCUUUUUGGAUCAAGAAAUAAUGGCGACAAUAGAUCCAAAUCUCAACACCUCAGCUUCCAUGGAAGAUAAUCUGGUCUCUGUGGAGAACCCAAAGUCUCAACUCGUUCAAUCAUUUCGAAAAAAUUAUCCUCCUGCUUUUCUCAGAAAGGUGGUGGCAGAGGUCAUGGCAACGUAUUUGUUGGUGUUUGUGACAUGUGGAGCUGCUGCAAUUAGUGCAAGUGAUGAACAAAGAAUCUCAAAACUAGGAGCCUCAAUAGCUGGAGGGCUCAUAGUGACAGUGAUGAUCUACGCAGUGGGACAUGUCUCUGGUGCUCACAUGAACCCUGCAGUCACUGCAGCUUUUGCAGCUGUUCGCCAUUUUCCAUGGAAGCAGGUGCCAUUUUACGUAGCAGCUCAGUUAACUGGAGCAAUAUCUGCUUCAUUUACAUUGAAAGUGCUACUUCAUCCUAUAAAACACGUAGGCACAACUUCACCUGCAGGGUCAGAUCUCCAAGCUCUCAUCAUGGAAAUUGUUGUAACGUUUUCUAUGAUGUUUGUCACUUCAGCAGUGGCAACUGACACAAAGGCUAUAGGAGAAUUGGCAGGUAUAGCAGUUGGUUCUGCUGUGUGUAUAACAUCUAUACUGGCCGGUCCAGUAUCAGGCGGCUCUAUGAACCCUGCAAGGACGCUAGGGCCAGCAAUUGCUAGUGCACACUACAAGGGGAUAUGGGUCUACUUGAUUGGACCAGUGGUGGGAACACUGCUUGGAGCAUGGUCUUACAACCUGAUUCGAGUGACUGAUAAGCCAGUCCAGGCAAUUUCUCCUCGCUCUUUUUCAUUCAAACUUCGUAGAAUCAGAAGCAAAGACAUGGAGGCUCACAAUAACGAUCCUCUCGAUGCUCUUUGAAGUUGUCUCCCACUACAAUACCAUAGAAUAGAGAGAAUAAUGCUCUUCUUCACUUGUAAUAUCUUCGGACAAUCUUUACUGAUUGCAUGUACUGAAUUGUUAAGUGUCAACAUGGUUAGCACUUAACAUGCUAACAAAUUACCAAACACAUGCAAUACAACCUCUCAAUCUCCUUCAAA
Molecule: messenger RNA, 1181 nt
Organism: Manihot esculenta (cassava)
Lineage: Eukaryota; Viridiplantae; Streptophyta; Magnoliopsida; Malpighiales; Euphorbiaceae
Product: aquaporin NIP2-1
Exons: 6
Coding region: 136-1002 (288 amino acids)
Biological process (GO): transmembrane transport
Cellular component (GO): membrane
Molecular function (GO): channel activity
Source: RefSeq, a predicted model, not a curated record